Messenger RNA from Cinara cedri, 8564 nucleotides. The record is from the annotation of a GenBank genome assembly. NCBI's taxonomy places the organism in Eukaryota, Metazoa, Arthropoda, Insecta, Hemiptera, Aphididae.
UGAAACUAUAUUAACUUUGUCAGAUUAUUAAGACUAUUAUCCUUUAUGUGCGGUAGUAUGGUGUGAUAUCUGUUUGUAUUCUGUGGUAAUCAAUUAAAAACUUGUUACUUUUUCCAAAUAAAUUAAUAUUUUUUAAUAUCAGAUGUGACUGAUCUGAUGCAAAAACUAUUCUAGGAUGGAUGAGGAUUCUAUUGAUAAAUUUACCAGUCCAUGUAUGAAUGUUUUAUCUAUUAAUUAAUUAGCUCAUAAGUUUUAAAAAUUAAUUUAAGAGAUCUAUUUUACAGGGCCAAGUGAUUGUUUUGAUCUUUGUUUCCAUAGUAUUUGUUUUGCAAUACUGAAUCUAAUAGUAUUUUAAUAAAUGAUACCUGUACUAACUUUUAGUAAAAACAAAAAAUUAAUGACUGGCCCUACCAUAUUUUUUAAUACUAUAAUACUGAUGCAAUUGUCCGAACAACAAGCUUACAAUUGUUUGGAAGAAGAGGGGUUUUAGACUUUGAAGUCAACCAUUAUGUAUAAAUUAAAAACCCUAUAACGAGAGAAUACACUAAUAAUGUGGAGAUAAGCUAUGACAACAUUUUUAGGCUGGUUAUACUGCAAGAUUAAAUGUAAAGAAUUUUUUGAAAAAAUUGCAAAUUUCAGAGUUAAUCUACUGUAACUCAAAAAGUACUACGUACAGCCAUUAUUAACAUUAUCAAAUUCAGUACUUAUUGAAAAGUUCAAAAAAAUCACUUCGGCCGUAAACUAGCUGACUUGUUCGUUUUUUAAUUCCUUGUAUCAUUAAUUUGCAUUUAUUUAAUGGUAUUGUGUUAAGAUUUAAAACAUCCUAGUGACUUUUUUAAAAUUUAAUUACCAUAAGAAAUAAGAGAGUAUCAAAUAUAAAUAAUGGUAUUAGUUGAAUCAUAUUAUUUAUAAAAUAUUUAUUACAUAGAAGAUAAUGUUUUAGUUUAACAAUGAUUGGGUUCAGCUCACACAAUAAACAUCUACAGUAUCUACAUUAAAAAAAAAAAAAAAUGGGACAUACUUCAGGGAGUGCCUAAUUUGUUGAACUAGGACCACAGACUAAUUUGAUGUUACUUUGAUGGUAAUUUUAUUUCAUGUGCUUCUGUUAAAAAUUGCAAUCGUUAUUAAUUUAUAACUCAAUUCAGUAUUUUGUUGACUUGUGGCGAUACUUCAACAAAUAUGUUUAAAAUCCGUAAAUCGUUACUAGAAAUUAUAAAAUUUUGUAUUCGUGAUAAGUUUUACCAUAUUUAAAUUGAGUGUUAGUUUCAUGUGUCUAAAUUAAAAAUUGAAUUCUUUAAAAACAGUUAAGUAUUUUGUUAAAAGUGGUAGCCGUUUAGCAAAUCUGAUGAAUCUGCUCUCAAAUCCGUAAAACUACUAGAAAUUAUGAAGUUUUGUAUACGUGAUAAAUUAUCCUGUUCUUAAAUAACCUACUAAUAAUUAAUGAAAUUAUUUUGAGUACUAGUACAGUACUACCUACUAUUGAGAUAAAGUAGUCUGUGACCUCAGUUUAGUAGUUCAGAAAAUUAGACCGAUCCUAUACUUCAUUUCAAAGUUACAGGAGAAUGAUUACCAACAUUUUUCAAUAAAAAUUGUUAGUCCUUAUCAUUAUCAAAACAUUUCAUUUUUUUAUUUUCAAAAUAAGCGGUUUUUAAUGCUUUAUCUAUUGGUAAAAUAAGAAUGUACUUUUCAUACCAUAUUACUGUUGAGGUUUUUGUACAUAGACCUUGAAAAAUUACAGUUUUGAAAUAGUUAAUCCAAAUUGUAUUUAAAAAUAGUUUAAAAUUGUCAACUUUCUUUUCUUAAUCAUAAGUGAUUCUUGAUUAACUAGUUAAUUAUUAUAGUAUUAUGACUUCUACUAUUGAAAUACAAUUAUAAAAUACCGCAAAUACAUAUGAGAUUUAUUUUUUGCACAUAUUAUUAAGGUUUAUGCAAAAAACCAUCAAAACUAAGUUGGUAUAAAUUGAAAAUUAAAUAAAUUUAAAAAAAAAAUUCAAAUCAUUUUUAUUACACAAAUGAUUAUUAUAUAAAACCAAACUUCUUGAAGUUUCUUUCCAUAACUUCCAAAUAAAAUUUGUCUGAAAUCUGUUUUGUGUUCAUAUAUUCGUAUUAUACCUAUCUCUCUGAUAGUUUUUUUUUUUAUUAAUACAUUUACAAUCUGUUCAAUGAAUACAGUAAGCUAAUAGGAAUAAAGAAAUGAGAUAUGGAAAAUUAUGAUUAUGGAAACUAUUCAGUGAUAGGACCCAAGUUAAUUAUUUAAUCAAUUAGCUUGUAAGUUAUAACUUUCUAUAUGUAUUAUUCUAUUAAUUUUUAAUUUAAUAUAAUUUUAGCUGUAUAUGACAAUGAUGGUAAUGAAAAGACACCAUUGUAUGCUAAAAAUGACAAUGAGAAAGCUACACUUAAGUUAAUUAUAAGUUUUUGUAUGGUAUUUUGUAUUGGAAUAUUGAUUAUGUUAUUGAUCCACGUACAUUAUGGAUCUCCUCAGGUAUGUUAAUUUAAAUUGGUAAAUAUAAAAACUAAAAUUAAAUUAAACUUUAUAGUUAGUACCUCAUGGAAAUGUAGCUAGUGAUAAUGCUCAAUGCUCUCAAUAUGGAAUUGAUAUUCUUAAAAUGGGCGGUAAUGCAGUAGAUGCUGCAAUUACCACUGCAUUUUGUAACUCUGUAGCAUUCCUUCAUCUUUCUGGGUUGGGAGGGUAAGUUAUGAAUACAAAUUAAUAUUAGGUACUUACCUAUACAAUAAUUUUAAAACUAAUUCCACUUUUGAUACAGAAAUGGUGUUAUGACAAUAUAUGAUCAUCGAACUGGUGUAGGAAAUAUAAUUGAUUUUAGAGCUACAUACAGUUCACAUUUUAGUAUUGGAAUACCAGGUUUUGUGGCUGGAUUAUUUUAUUCUCAUGAAAAAUAUGGACUUCUCCCUUGGAAAACACUAGUAGAACCUUCUAUUACUCUAGCAAAGUGAAAAAUUCCUCUUACAUUCCUUAUUUAACUUGUUUUAAUAUACAUAAAUAUGUUAUUGUUUACAAUUUUAUAGGACUGGUAUAACAGUAACAAAAAGUUUGACUGAAGCAAUUAAUCAGAAUUCUAUUAAAUCAGUUCGCGAUGAAAAUCUUAGAAAUUGGUUGGAUUUAGUAUCAACUACUAUACCUGGUUACAAAGUUGUAGCACCAGAUGGUCUUAUAAACAGUCUUUCAUUGAUAUCUUCUUAUGGAUCUAUUGGUAUAUGGUAUAUUAUAAUUAAAAGUAUUUCAUUUAAAUAAAGCAUUGCCAUUUUUAAAUUUUAAAUGUAUAAUAUACUUACUACUGUACAUUUGUUUGGAUAAAUCAAGUAUAAAUAUUUUAUUAUUAUAAAAUAUUAAAAAUGGUUAUAAAUCUUGCUAACAAAAAUAAACGAUUAUACCUUUUUAAUGAUAUUUCAUAGUGGUAAUUUGUCAUUGUUUGUUGAUCUGUUUUGUAAUAAUAUUAUGUUAAGAAUUUGUUUUUCAUGCAAAACCAUUUUUAAUAAUAAAUAAAUAUUCCAAUUGAAUCAGCCAUUUUAAAUUACUGUAAAUUUGUCAUCAUUGAGUAUCUAUAAAAAAAACCUCCAAGAUUCACUAAACUUUCUCUACAACAAUGUAUUAAUUAUUUAUACAUACAAAUUUUUACUAAAUAACAAUUUGUAUGCAUAGGACAUAAUGUGACAUAAUUUAUUGGUAUCGUAUUUUAUAUUUAGAAUUUUAUAAGAAAAUGUCUGAAGAAUUGAUACACGUUUUAAAACCAAAUGAUGUAACUAGUUACAAACCUCUAAUUUUGCCAGUAUUAAAACAACAUUUUAUGAACUAUACUGUUAUAACAUCAAAUGAAGGCACUGGUGGACCAAUUUUAAUGGACAUACUAAAACAAAUUAAUAAUACAUCUGAUGAUAUAUCGCUAGUAAAUUGUUUUAAAGGUAAACCAGUUAGAAAGUAUAAUUUAGUUUAUUUUAAUACUUUGUAAUUUGUAUAGAUUUAAAUGAUGAUUGGUAUGAAAAUUCAGGAUUGCAAAUUUCAACUACAGAUGUUUUUGAUCGUUAUGUAACUGUUAUAAGGUAUACAAACUUCAUUUUUAUUCUGGCUUAAUGUUUGAUUUAUAUUAAUAUUUUUGUUUAUAUAUAUAGCAGUCUUGGUUCUGUUUUUGGAUCCCAUAUUUUAACUAACUCUGGUUAUAUACUGAACAAUGUUUUGGAUUUGUGUCAUAACCAUGAUGAGAGUAAUCAAAAUAAUCGAGUAUCUUCUUUGUAUUUACCACUUAUUGUUGUAGAAAGUGAAAAAAUAUGUGGAAGAAGAUUAAUCUCAGGUUCUGCUGAUGUACGUGAUGGUGCUCAGAUACUUAUGUCAAUGUUGACAACUGAUCCACAAGACAUUUUAUCUAUAAAUACUAUACCUCGUUUUCGUAUUAAACUUAAUGAUAUUGCAAUUGAAUAUCCACAAAAUUUUUCUAAAAAAACUAAAGAAUUAUUUGAACGUUCCGGAUAUAAUAUAUCUAUAGCUACAUUACCUUAUCCUACUUCUAAUGUAGUUCAAAAAGUGGAAGAUAAAUCUGUAGCUUUUUCAGAUUCUCGUGGAUCUGGACAGUCAAUAACUAUAUAAAAAAAGGUGGGAUAGGUACAUAAAGUUAUUUAAUUUAUGCUUGUAACCAAUGGUAAACCAUUGGUAACAAAAAACGAUUUGGAACGAAAUUUAGUUAUAUACAUGUUUUGAAAGGCAAUAAUAUAUAUGUUUUUCAUCAAAAUUUGAUAUUAAAAUUCUUUUAUCAAAACAAAUACUACAUUAAGCUCAAAUUUUAUUUUUGACUACAAUGUACGACUUAUAACGAAUAUCUUGUUAAAUUGUCAAGUAUUUCUGUUUAGUCUUAACAAUUUUAUUCAAAGAAUACCUAGUGAAUAAAAAUCAUGUAAAAGACCUACAAAAUUAAAAUAGAAAAUGUAAUAGUAAAUGUAAUUUUUUUGUCAAAAUUUUAAGUCUAUGAAUAUUUUUAACUAAAUUACAAUUAAGAAACACAAUUUAAAUAAUUAAAUAAAUUUUUUUUCGGUUUUGCUCAAUUAUUAAAAAGCGCAGCGAUGAAUUUAUUGGUUUUACUAUAGUGUUUAUUUUUUGUCAAGAACUUUUCCAUCAGAAAUCUUGCUCCGGUGUGUAGAGUGCAGCAACUUUUCUGAAAAGUAAUUUUUUUAAAUUGAUGCAUUGCGAAGGUCAUUUAUUGAUUUAUUAACGGGUUUUCAAAAUAAUUUGGAAACCCUUAAAAGAAAAUUACAGGUAAAACGGCAAAUAUUUACAACGCGCCGUGCCGUAAAAAAAAUUUAAAUUACGUACACGUUUACUAUUAAGUAUAAUAUGUUGUUAUAUUUUAAUUAUCAAUUAUGCAUCAUUUCUGACAAAUUAAUUAGUUUUGAUUGUUUUCUUUAAGCUAAUUAUUCAAACAAUGGAUGGAGUUUUCUCUUGAUCACUUUCGAUGUUUCAUAAAUGUACCUCCAUAAUGACGUUUUCAUUAUUAUUAAAAUAAUAUUUUAUUUGUGUUACAAUAUUAUUAGAUUCUAUAAAUAGAAGUAUUUGUGUUUUCUACAAAAUUAUUAAUUGAAAUAUUGUUAACUCUGGUACUACGGUAGUCUAUAAUAAAAUACAAUAUUUUAUAUAUUUAUUAAUGCCUCAACCCAAAAUUAUACAUGACAUAUAACGUUAUCAGUCAAUUUUAUAGUUAACAAGAUAAAUGUAUAUUUACCUGCAUGUAUUUUAAUUAACUGUAGAUUAAUUAGCGUUAAAAUUGAGACAAUUUUUUUUUCUUCUACAAUUCUAAAAUUAUAAGUUUAACUACAAAUAUUUACUGCGUGCCACAGCGUUAUCGUUUUCAUUGAUUUUACUAUGUUAACAUGAGGUUUUAUAUCUGAAAUACGGCCCCAAUCGAAAAUAACAAGAAAUUGAAAUUGUUCUUUAAUAUUUCAUUAAUAACAGAGUAGGCCGUUUUUCGAUACCAAAGUAUUUUUCAUAAUUAGGAAAACCCAAAAAAAUCGAAAUAUACGAAUUCAAGUAAAUACGAUUUCAUUGUUUUAAAUUUGUACGUCUUAUGUUUUCUACCAUAAAUAUUGCUUCAAUUGAAAAACAAGAGAUUUUUUUUUUUGUUUAAUUCUGUGACCAAAGAAGUCUAUUGAUUUUUUUUGUAGUUUUUUCAAUAACUGAGCAAAAGCCGAAAAAUAUGUAGAAAGACUGGGCAAAUUUAAGAAAAUGAUUCUUUUAUUAUAUAAAAUUUUGUUUUUUAAUGUAAAUCAGUUAAAAAUAUUCGUAGAGAUUUGAAAUUUCGAUUAAAACAUAUUUACAUUUUAUAGACUUAGUAACCUUUUAAAAGCAUUGAAUCUAUUGUUGAGCUAUUUAUAGACAUUUCAAUUUUGUGAGGUUUUACGUAAUUUUUAUUUUGUAGGUUCUCGUAGAUAAAAAUGUUUAACCAAAUAGAAAUGCUUGACAAUUUAACUAGAGGUUUUUGACGAAAAUCAUAAAUUGUACGGCCAUCAAAACAUGUAUAACCGAACUUCGCACAGAAUCGUUUUAAUAGCAUUGGUUUAUCGUCGGUUAUAUAUAUAAUUAAUAACUUAAUGUAUCCUACCUUCCUAACUACUCACCUACAGCAGUGGCCGCAACCGUCUCCAGUAUCAAUUUUAUUUAAGUAUAAUUCUAUUUUUCUUAUAUUGUAUGUAAAGAGAGACCAAUAAUUUAAAGUUUAAAUUUGAAUGAAAAUGCAAAAAUAUUUAUCGUCUUAAGAGUUCCACUUAAAUAUAAAUUUGAGAGGUACGCUGAAUAGCAAGUUGAUGUACGUAGCUCCCCCACCCAAUUUGAGCACUGGGAAACUAUUAAUACACUCUAGGGAGAGAAAAUACUGGAUGGCUGCAAUAUGACGGCCUUAUGCUCUUAUCAAAUAUUUCAUAAUACUGAUAAAUGUUUUUGAUGAUAAGGGUAUAAGGCCGCCAUCUUACAGCUAUUCAGCGUUUUCUCUCUAUUAUUUGCACAUUUUUUCAAAAUUUAAUUUAAAUUUGUAUUUUUCAAUUUGGAAAGUAGAUUGGUUUGAUAUUAUUGAAUUAUUUAAUUAUGAUAUAAAUACGAAUAUAAAAAUAUAGAAUAUCAUUUUAUAAAAAGUUUACCUAUCUAAUAUUAUUUAUGUUUACCUUUAAUAACAUAAUAUAUUGUAUUUAAUCAAUAAAUUAAUUAAUACUCGUACAAUAAUACAUUUUAUUAAAUGCCUAAAAUGUCGUGUUUAAUUUCAAAAUCGAUUAAAUUAUGGUUUGAAAAUCAAAAAGUUUGUAACAUCUCUACUAAAAAUACACAAUGAAGAUAGCUUAUUGCAUAAGCAUCAGUCAAUUUUAAAAGAAAAACAAUUUACUUACGACGACAAGUUUAAAAUCGUAAAAUUGUAAAAAAAUGUAGUGGUGAUAAUGGUUGUAUGAUAACGUAAUAGUGUGCCAUCUUGCAGCUGUUCAGAUUUUCUAUCUAGACAACGUUUCUACGCCUUUUUUCACCCCUUAACCUCACUACUGGGCAUUUAUUUUUCCAGGAGAGUCCGGACAUUUACAGUGUUUCAUAUUCCGGAUUUUUACAGUCCGCCGUUUUCUUGUCCGUAAAUUUACAUUUCGGAAUUUUGCAGUUCGUACGAUUAAUUUCCGGGAUUUUCUCACCGUUCAACUCGUCAUAUAUUUUCACAUAAGAUAAAUAAGAAUUUACAAAAUAAGUAAAACGAAAAAUUUGAGAAUAUUGUAAUAUUUGAAAUAUUUGUUGUAAUAGGCACAUCAAAUUAGAUGAAAUCCAUUGUACACGUGCUAAUUUACAAUCACAAUAACACAAAUAUCAAAUAUAAUAAUUUUAACUUUUUCCAUGAACCCCCUAAUACCUUCUUGCGGACCCCCAGUUAAGAAACGCUGCAGUCUAGAUGCUUGUUUAUUUACUACCUAUAUAUAUUGUUUAUGACGGAUUGUAUUUAGUACUUUUUUUUUUUAUUGGAGAUGUACUAUUUUAUUUGUAUACAUUGGUUCCAUAAUAAAAAUGAAUAAUUGGUUUUCCAAGUGCUAGAUUUUUUAUUUUUAGAUGUUUGGAUUGUUCGUAAUAAAACAAAUUAAAAAAUGUUCAAAUCACGACCUUUUACGCAGUCACAUCUGUAAAAAACUACCACCAUAAACAAUUACACUAUUAUUUUACAAUAAUUAAAAAGUAAUUUUUACUUUUGUAAUCAGUAUUUAUUUCAGGAGGUGACCGGGAAGGUGUAUUAAUACCCUCCCUGUAGACAAAUUCUUUAAAUUACUACGUAAACUACCUGUGAUAUAAAUUAAAGGAUGAUUAUAAGUCAUCUUGUUGACAAUAACAUGAAACAGAUAUUUUGUUUUAUAAAUUAUUUUAACGAACUACUAUCAAUGACGUCAUCAUUGAGCGUAUUUUCUAAUUUUUUGGCCCAGAUGUAAAAAUUCCUAUAUCUGGCUCUAUCUUUAACAUACCUAUCCCCUUAGAAAUCCUCACGGGGAUGAAAGUCUGAAAUAAAUACUGUUAGUGACGAUUGCAACUACUUUUGUUUUGUGCAUGGGUG